GUUUGUGCUGGGAGUUGGUGGCGCGGUGCAGGGCUCUUAGGAACGAACGGCUUGGGCGCGGGUAAUCAGCUCCCUUUCCUCCUUUUCUCUACCUCUUCUAGGUUCUUGGGAAUACGGCGGAGCUUCCGGACCUGAUGCGGGCGCCCGGUCGUGGACUGUCCCACCCUGUUCCUCUACUGCUCGGGGUGCUCCGCGCCCAGAUUGGUAUCCGGGGACUGUGACUUGCAGGGUCCACCAUGGAACCAGAGCAGAUGCUGGAGGGACAGACGCAGGUUGCAGAAAAUCCCCACUCUGAGUACGGUCUCACAGACAACGUCGAGAGGAUAGUAGAAAAUGAGAAAAUUAAUGCAGAAAAGUCAUCAAAACAGAAAGUGGAUCUCCAGUCUUUGCCAACUCGUGCCUAUCUGGAUCAGACAGUUGUGCCUAUCUUAUUACAAGGACUUGCUGUGCUUGCAAAGGAAAGACCACCAAAUCCCAUUGAAUUUCUAGCAUCCUAUCUUUUAAAAAACAAGGCACAGUUUGAAGAUCGAAACUGACUUAUUGGGAAGAACAGAAAAAUUUGGUUUCCACUGUAGAUUUACAUGAUUAAGAGGCAACUUUAAUUGCCAUGAUUUCCCCCCCCCCCCCCAUUUUGGAAGUAUAAGAAUCAUCAGGACAGCAGAACUUAUUUUGGAGUUGCAGAAGAAGACAUAUCUUCCUUAUUGAUUUAAUCACAUACUUAUUUAAUGAGUGUAUUCUGUGCAAUUUUUUCUCAGAUUGUCUUUAACUUUGUUUUUAAAAUGACCUUCAAAAUAAACU
This is a messenger RNA of Eubalaena glacialis (North Atlantic right whale), 798 nucleotides long. RefSeq names its product dpy-30 histone methyltransferase complex regulatory subunit (gene DPY30). NCBI's taxonomy places the organism in Eukaryota, Metazoa, Chordata, Mammalia, Artiodactyla, Balaenidae. The record is from RefSeq and is a predicted model, not a curated record. Gene Ontology annotation, cellular component: Set1C/COMPASS complex. Bases 237 to 536 code for a protein of 99 amino acids. The transcript has 5 exons.